AAGAUGGCGACAGGUACAUCCACCACCGCGGAUAAGCAAGAAGAAGACGCUUCUGAGCUCCAGUUUCCAAAAGAGUUUGAAAAUGCAGAAACAUUGCUGGUGUCAGAGGUGCAGAUGUUGUUAGAGCACAGGAAAACUCAGAAUGAGAGUGCAGAAGAGGAACAGGAACUGUCUGAGGUUUUCAUGAAGACUCUCCAGUAUACACAGCGCUUCUCCAAGUUCAAAAACAGAGAAACUAUUGCAGCUGUUAGAAAUUUGUUGAUGUCCAAGAAACUGCACAAGUUUGAGCUGGCUGCCCUGGCCAAUCUGUGUCCAGAUAAUGCUGAGGAGGCAAAGUCUCUCAUUCCCAGUUUGGAAGGGCGCUUCGAAGAUGAAGAGUUACAGCAGAUUUUGGAAGACAUACACACGAAGAGAAGCUUCCAGUACUGAGGUGGUUUACCGUGUGCUUACUGUGGAAAGCCAAAAAAUGACACUGGGGCCAUAUUUACUAAUGUCAGCAGUCAUGAGUCUGAGUUUAAGACUCGGGCUGAGAAUACUGAAUUCUUAAAUGUUUCAAAAAAUCUAUAAUAUAACUAAGUGUGACAAAAGAUGAGUGCCUGAUUGUAGAAAGGAUGAUUUGUAACACACAAAUAUAUAUUUUUACAAUCUUUGCUCCUAUAAUAGCCUUGUUACAACAAAUAUAAAAUUUAGCUUUCUGAGUCUGAGUCUUAAACUCCGGACGUUAGUGAAAACAGGCUCUGGAGUUCAAGUUAAUUUGAUCAGAUACUUUGGCUUGAUGCCAGUAACACCUCUUGAGGUGAAACUAGUGUUCUGGAGUUAACAAUAAGAUAACCAGUGGUUUUGGCAGUUCAGUGUGAUCUUUUCAGAUUAAGUAUAUUUUGUUUAAUAGCAUGUGAUUACAUGUAGCGGACAAGAAGUAACACUAUUGUGGUCUUGAAACUAAAAUUAAUAGAAAGAACUUCCAUGACCAUCUCAGGGCUUGUAUUAAAGGAAGUUUUGAAAGUCCAAAAACUCUAUAAUCUUGGAUAAAACUUCCAAAAGGUGAACGCUUGGAUGUUUGGAAGUCAAAUCUUGUAACAAUGUUACUGUUAUGGCCAUAAUUUCAUUAUGUAAUGAUUUAACAUUAAUGUUUAAACACAUUUUUCAAAUUUGUGAAGUGUUGGCUUGUUUUAAGUUGAAAAGUUUAAUCACAGUAGUUGGACAACAGUAGAUUUCUUUACAUGGGGUUUAAAUUUCCACACUUCAAAGAAAAACUUCCAAUAUGGAUGGUAAGGAAGUUUAUACUUCAAGAGGAAACAAUACAGUCUGAUUAUGAUGAUGGUUGUACCACUGUACCAAAACUUAAAGACUUUUGUAAAGUUUUAGUUUCUAUCAUUAACAUUGUAAACUUAUAUAUGUACCAUUUGUAUGCAAAGAAUGCAAGUAUACAAAAUUUUGCAACACAACAUUUUAACUACGUAUUUUUUUUUCAUUUUUGUAUGUUGUAUCCUUUGUGAAUAAAUCAUGAAUGGUU
Molecule: messenger RNA, 1513 nt
Organism: Mya arenaria
Lineage: Eukaryota; Metazoa; Mollusca; Bivalvia; Myida; Myidae
Product: DNA-directed RNA polymerase II subunit RPB4-like
Exons: 5
Coding region: 4-429 (141 amino acids)
Biological process (GO): nuclear-transcribed mRNA catabolic process, deadenylation-dependent decay; mRNA export from nucleus in response to heat stress; positive regulation of translational initiation
Cellular component (GO): RNA polymerase II, core complex; P-body
Molecular function (GO): translation initiation factor binding; nucleotide binding
Source: RefSeq, a predicted model, not a curated record